Molecule: messenger RNA, 468 nt
Organism: Marasmius oreades (fairy-ring Marasmius)
Lineage: Eukaryota; Fungi; Basidiomycota; Agaricomycetes; Agaricales; Marasmiaceae
Exons: 2
Coding region: 1-468 (155 amino acids)
Source: RefSeq, a predicted model, not a curated record
AUGGGAUGGGCUACGUACUUGGGUAUGUUGUUGAGAUUAUUUGGGUUGAGUGCCAAAAACCAAGGCCUUGGGCACUUGAGCGCUAAUCGUCUUGACCUUCAGUACGUAAUUGGUACCCAAAUAUUUGUACACCGUACGUUAUUUCCCUCCCUUCCUGCUCAAGCCUCAAGGCCUCAUUGCUCAAGCCUCACUAAGACCUCACUGACCGCCGAUAUCUCCACAAUUGUAGAACAACAACGCUCCAGGACCUAUGGAAUCUCAAAAACUGAUUGUUCUGUAAAGACUCACUGGCAAGCUGAUCGUUGCAAGGCACUCCAUCCAACUCACGCUCAGGCAACAACAAUAAGCACUGUCGAUGUCGUUCUUCGAAGGCCCUGGAGUGCACGCAAGGAUGAAGUGGGUCAAUCGUUCUCAAGAUGCACGGUAAUGGCAACACCGAGGGCCACUUCAAGGAAGAUUCACGCGUAA